Symsagittifera roscoffensis is the source of this 1178-nucleotide messenger RNA. Its product is annotated as azurocidin-like. Lineage: Eukaryota; Metazoa; Xenacoelomorpha; Acoela; Convolutidae. The coding region runs from base 126 to 1004 and encodes 292 amino acids. Gene Ontology annotation, biological process: proteolysis. Gene Ontology annotation, molecular function: serine-type endopeptidase activity. The transcript has 6 exons. The record is from RefSeq and is a predicted model, not a curated record.
GAAAAGUAGAUUUUAAUUCAAGGUUUGCCAAAUAAAUUUUGUUAAACAAUCACUUUUGUGCCAUCACUUUUAUUAAACAGAAGAGCAAAUAACUAACUUAAAACUAUUUCUAAAAAGGAGAGAAAAUGGAUUUGAAACAGAUUUUAUUAGCUGCGAUUGUUCUUUUAUGUCAUCAGGUAUCGUCUUAUGUCGAUGACUUCGAGGAGUUUGAGGAGGAUCGAGAGAACUUGUUGCAGGAUUCCCUGCAGUCUGCAAUCCUCCGAGGCAGUGACAUCGGCGACCGGAAGUUCUACGUGAGGGUGGAGUACAAGGGGUCCAAUGAGUUCUGCGGAGGAGUCUUCAUACAUCACCUAUGGAUCCUGACCGCGGCAUCCUGUUUGCAGGGAGAAAACCCUGCGUUACUCCGUGUGGAAACUGCGGACUUUCCGAACAGAUUCAGGAGUGGAUUGUUCCUCAGGCCCAGAAGGUGGAUCAUCAUGGGCAGCUUCCAAGCAGGCAAUGGUCUGGUGGCUCCUCAAGAUGACCUCGCUCUCAUCCAACUCAUCUUUGGCGUCUUCAACCCAGAUGACCAGCAGUACUUCCUGCCUCUGUGCUCGCACAGGGUUCCCCAGGACACCGACGUGGGGGUGUGUGGAAUGGGACAAGUGAACGAGGAGGGGAUCAGAACCAACGCAGACUCGCUCAAAGAGGCACACCUCAAGGUGGACUACUUCCGGGAGCCCUUCAUCCCCAUCGUGAAUGAGCCGACGUACUGUGACGGGGAACUCAUCUGCACCAGUGUCGACGAAACAGAUGCGAAAAUCAGCUACGGUGACUUGGGCUCUCCUCUGUACCAGUUCGACCCAGUGAGUCAGCAGCCCAGUUGUCUGUACGGGGUGGCCAGUUUCUUCCGGUACACUCAGAGGAGGACGGACCAGCUGGGCCAUCCGGAGAGCUUCUUCACCAAUGUCACCCACUUCGCCCCCUGGAUCAUGGCCACUAUGGAAAAGUGGGAGGGACAAUAAAUGGCAUUAGGAGAGAAGCCAUACAUCAUAGAACACAAAAUGAAAAAGAGAGAGAAAAAACAGGCUGACUAACUAAAAUCUGGCCCAAAACGUUCAAUUCGGCUCUUUUCUAACCCCAAUUUUUUUGUUACAAGUCAGCAUAAAGUCUUUUAAUGACCCUCUAUUUUUUUGAAU